AUGAAUAAGUAUCAUGGCAGAUCUACGACCGUUUUACGCCCUCGGAACACCAAGGAAGUUAGCGAGAUCGUCAAGCAUUGCAAUGAGCGCCGCAUAGGCAUUGUCCCACAGGGAGGAAACACAGGACUUGUCGGCGGAAGUGUGCCCAUCAAGGAUGAGCUGGUUAUCAGUCUCGGCAACAUGACAAACAUCCGCUCCUUCGAUGAUGCUUCUGGAAUCCUCGUCGCGGACGCUGGCUGCAUUCUACAGUCCCUCUCAGACUAUCUAGCACCGCAUGACCAUAUUGUCCCCCUGGAUUUGGGGGCCAAGGGAAGUUGUCAGAUCGGCGGGAAUGUCUCAACCAAUGCGGGGGGUCUUCGGUUACUUCGCUACGGCUCCUUACACGGCAGUGUACUGGGUCUGGAGGUUGUUCUUCCUGAUGGGACAAUUCUUGAUCAACUCACCACUCUCCGCAAGGAUAACACAGGCUACGACCUGAAGCAAUUAUUCAUUGGGGCAGAAGGGACUCUGGGGAUUGUAACCGGUGUCUCCAUUCUGGCUGCGUCUGCACCACAAGCAUCGAAUAAUGUCAUGCUCGCGCUGCCUACAUUCGACAAUGUCCUUCCUCUCUAUCGCGAAGUAAAGCGGCAAUUGUCUGAAAUCCUCUCCGCAUUCGAGUUCAUUGACAGAAGGGCGUAUGACCUCGCCGUUAAGCAUGGGCAGGGUCGCGCUCUGAACGAGUCGGAUGUCGAGGGUGCAGAAUGUUUCGUACUUGUGGAGACCAGUGGAAGCAAACGCGAGCAUGAUGAAGAGAAACUCAACACGUUACUGGAAAACCUAAUGGAGGCCGAACCUUCUUUGAUCAAUACUGGGGUGCUCGCAUCUUCACCGGCUCAGUUUGCCUCCCUGUGGGCUAUUAGGGAGGGCCUCACAGAGUCAAUGUCGAAGGAGGGCAAGGCGUAUAAGUACGAUAUAUCGGUACCUCUGCACAAAUUUAAGGAGGUUAUCGAUACGACGCGGGAUCACCUACAGUCCAAGGGACUCAUGCGUGACGAUGCUGUAAAGCAUGUGGUCGGCUAUGGACAUGUCGGCGACGGCAACUUGCAUCUGAACGUCGUCGCUGAUGCAUACACCCCGGAGAUCGAAAGUGCUCUUGAGCCUUUCGUCUACGAGCUCGUCGCAAAAUACAAGGGCUCCAUAUCCGCUGAACAUGGUAUCGGCGUCAUGAAGACUCACGCUCUGCCAUACUCCAAGAAUGCCGUUAGCAUUGAGGUGAUGAAGCGGAUCAAGCACUUGUUCGAUCCGAAUGGCAUUAUGAAUCCUGGAAAGGUCUUGGAGCUAUGA
Molecule: messenger RNA, 1323 nt
Organism: Postia placenta MAD-698-R-SB12
Lineage: Eukaryota; Fungi; Basidiomycota; Agaricomycetes; Polyporales; Adustoporiaceae
Exons: 7
Coding region: 1-1323 (440 amino acids)
Cellular component (GO): mitochondrion
Molecular function (GO): FAD binding; catalytic activity
Source: RefSeq, a predicted model, not a curated record